AUGGAUAAUAAAAGAUGGAAAUACUUAAUAAGACACUGUAACCAAUCUUUACUUUCAUAUGUAAUAUAUAUUUAUAAUCAUUACAGGGUUUAUAUAUGCCCUCGUGAGGCUUUAGAACUUUUUGAGGGUUCAGAUGUAACAUCAAUAAUUCAGAAUCGUAUAAACGAGUAUAUAUGUAACUCCUUUACUCCAAAAGUAGGUAGCUAUAAGGAUAAUAAUAUAUCUAGUAAAGAGAAUGCUGUAGAAGUAAUUAGCAAAGUUUUUCAGAUUUCAAAAUCAAUAUCAUUAAAACUACUACAAGGUUUCAAUUGUAGAAGAGACAGUAGUUAUAUUGUAAGGUUUACAGAUAUUAAAACUCAAUCUGAGGAUGAAGAUAAUGAAGUAAAUAACUCAAAUAAUGAGGACCUGAGUUGUUUAUAUAAUGUAAAUGAACAGCUUAUGAGUGAUAUUUAUGAUUUCAUAUUACAAGAGCAAUUAAUUUUUUUAGAUAUUUUAAAAUAUAUGUUUGAGAAUGCAUCUAAUGAUCCAAAGAAUUUUGUAUCUAGAUCUACAAGUAACAAUGAUAUACUUGUAGGCCAGAUUUUUUCAAAGAAGUGUUUUGAAGAUAUAUUAUGGAAUACAGAUAACUUUAAUAUAUUAGAUAAACUUUGGGAAUGGUAUAAACGUUUAGUAAAUGAACCUUUUUGUCAAUAUGAAGAUAUUGAAAGUUUUUUAUUUGGUAAUCCAUUAAUUCAAUGUUAUAGAAGAAUGAAACUUGAAUCAAGUCUCUUACAUACAAUUUUAGUAAUAUUACAAGCUUGGGAUAACUUUCAGAACUGUUUAAAUAAACCUGAACGAAGUGAAUUAUCUAAAAAUACAGAUAAUAGUUUAUAUCAAGCUAGUAGUAUGAGUAAGAUAAAGAUCAUUUUAUCUGAAUUACAAUCAAGAUGUUUUUUAGGUAGCUUGUAUACUUUAUAUUCUGUUAAGACGAGUGGAAUAUCAUCUAAUGAUUUAACAAUAUGGGAUAAUUCUCUUGCUCAUUCGAGCAAAGUCCUUGAGCAAUUAAGGCAUACAGCAUCUAAUGGGAUUUUGCUUGGUUGCUAUUUAAUCCUUGCUUUAUCACCAAAGACAAUAACAGAUGAUAAUGAGAAUCUUGGGUUUAUUACUAGAUUGGUUAUGACAAUUAUUGAAUGUCUUAUAUCUAAUGAAACUGGUGAGAAAAUCAUAAUAAAUAAUGGAGAUAUUUUAAAUUGUACUACACCUACUCGUAAUAUGGAGUUAUAUAAAGCUAACAAUUUUGAUGAUAACAUAAGGAUUGUUAGAGGAAAUCUCUUACUUGCUCAUGCUAGAGUUGUAAAACCUCUUUUUGCAAGUUUUUUGUAUAGUUAUGCUACUAUUGUAGCUCUUACUCCUAAUAGAGAUGCAUUAUUAUCUCCAAUUUUUAGUACAUCUUGUCUAUUUGAAUCUACAGCUCUUUCAGAUUCAAUUGAGAAUAUUUUAUUGGCCUUACAUGACCAAAAUCCGAUAAAUUUGAAAUUUAAUGUUAAAUCUAAGACAUGUGGAGAUACAGUUUAUUUAGGUGAGGAGAUUGGGAGCUAUUAUCAACAUCUAACUAUAUACAGUUUGAUUCGUUCGGUUCUAUCAACUUUUUCAAUAGAUACUUUAUUUUGUACUUCUAAAAUAACUAGAUGUCUCAAUAAUUUACUUUGGCGUGAUAAUAGACUAGUAUAUAGGGAAUGUUGGCGUGGUGAUUAUUAUAGACAUAUUGGAAUUCAUAUUUUAUUAGAUAUGUAUAUUUCAUCUUUCCCCUAUGGUAUUGUGGAAUUUUUGGAACUUUUACAGAAUUUAAUUCCUGAUUUUACACAUAUAUCUAAGAAUAAUAUUUUAGAUAUGGAAUCUGCUAGAAAUGCAUUCAAAAUAUUUAUGGAUUUUAUAAGAACUCCAUUAAAAUGUGUGAAUUUUUCUCCCUAUCUUGAAUCUGUAGGAUUAAGAGCAGUACCAAUAAAUGAAUGGACUACUUAUGAAUAUGAGAAGCCUCAGAAGAAAUCACAUGGAUCAAUUGUAAAUGUAUUUUUGCAAAUGGAAAUAACUCAAUUUGAAACUCCCAAUAUAAAUGUUGGUAGUACAAUAUCACGUUCUGCUUUAUCAGGAUCUAUUGAAGGAUGUCUUUUAGAUAUUUUGGGAAUAAAACUAGAAGAUGUCACUCCUUUAUUAGCUGGUUUUCCUAAUUCAAGAAGAUGCCUUACACCUUUAAGAAUACUUCCAUGUGGUAUAUCCAAACAAAUUCCUAUGAAAUCAAUGAUAGUUAACAAUGAUGAAACAAAAUUCUCAAGUCCUGUUUGGGCAACAUCUCCUUAUGGUAAUUUGUAUGAUGUACCAGAUGAGAAAUUACCUCCAUUUUAUCAAACAACAAUUAGAACUAAUGUGUCACCUAAUUCUGGAAGAUCAAGUCCAUUUUUGGAUUAUCAAGAUUUUAGAUUACCCUCAAAUUUUUGUUCGAAUCCUAAUGAAUUGACUAUAGGGACUUUGGAUCCUUUUGUAAUUUAUUUUAAUUGUAACCAAAUCCAGAAUUCUGGCAAAUUUACUGGACAUAGCACUUCACAAACAGGCUAUAUGCCAUCUCUUCUGCACAUAUUACUUUUUUUGUGGGAUUCUUUGGGUUUAUAUAUAAAUCAAAUAGACUAUAUUGAUCCAAACCAUCUUAAUAUGUUAUCAUCUAUAAGUGAAGUUAUUUUUAAAUUAGUAUCCUUUCACCCAGCUAUAUUACUUAUACUUGAAACAGAGUUGACGUCAUCAUACAGAUUCAUUCCUUCCAACCUUUAUAAUACAAGAGAUAAAGUAAAUGCAAAUAAUUCUGUACACUUUGCAGAUACUUCAUUACAGAUAUCAUUGUAUAGAUUUGGAGUUAUUCCUAUCAAGUGCUUGUUUUUUCUGAAGGGUAUUUCAUAUCAUUUGAGGAAAGAUAAUAUUGAUAAUAUAAUAAGUACUGUAUUGAAGACACUUCCGCGUAUUAUAAGUUUACUAACAAUAUUUAUGAUACCAAUUCACUCGCAAGAUAUUGAAACUAUUCUUCAAAGUGGAAAUUUGCAUAAAUUACACUCAAAUUAUAAUUCCUAUAGUCUUAAUUUGGAAAUAUAUAAAAAUGAUUGUGAAAUUCCUUCCCCUUGGUCUUGCAAAGAAUCUAUUAUACCCAUGUAUUGGUUAAUUCCUUUACUAUUAUCUAGUAUGGGAUCAUUGGAGGUUGAUCCAAUAAUACAACAAGAAGUUGGAGUUUAUGCCUCACUUCUUAGAAGCAUAAUGGGAUUUGAUAUUGAUGAUUUCUUAUCACUAGCUACUGAGAUAAUUGAAACUGUUGAGAAACUUCACAACUCAUAUCCAAUAACAUUUCAGAUGCUUGUAUUUUUGGAAACUUUAAUGUCAUAUUGUCCAGUUUAUUUCUGGGGAUUAGGAUGGAGCCGUCAUGCAAACAUUAUUUUGAUAGAAAAAUAUAAAGUACAAUCUUCAGGAUAUACAAGUAGAUACUUGAAAGAUUUACAAUGUCUAGUAGAUGAGUGCAUUAUUUUCCAAUCUCUUAACUUGAAUAACAAGGAUCUGUUUGAAUUCUUCAACCGAAUUUUGAAUUACACAAUUCGUUCAGUUUUGAUUAGAAUAUCUAGUUGGCAAUUUAACGUUGAUAGCGAACGCAAUAGUCUUCUUUUACAAGCUUUCCGAGUAUUUGAUCUACUUCUUAAAUGUCUAGAUCCUUUAUCUUUAAUUCGUGAAGAUAUGGAUAAAUCUUUAAUAUUAGAUGAAGUCCAAAUUAACUCUAAAUUAAGCAAAACUAGAGAGCAGAAUAAACAAAUUUCUUCUAUAUUAUGUGAUAUUAUACCAGAUAUUUCAAUUAUAACAUGUGUAAAUCAACAAGCUCUGAUUGCUAAUUUAUUAAAGCAUUGCUUAGAAACUAAUUUGAUUCCUUCCAUGUUGUCUGUUUUGUUAUGUGAAUAUCAUAUGAAAUCUAGUAAUUCAAGAACUUUGUGGUACGUAACAUCUACAUCUCUUGAUCCAGGGUCUAUUCAUUGGGAGCUUUCAAUAUCAAGCUCUUUUGUACAUCAAACCAUGAAUAAAGUGGCAUCUUUGUCAUAUAAUUUAGCACUAAAAGGUCAAAAUAUGAUUUCCUUGGAUUCAUGUUUAGCUUAUACACCCAUCAGAUGUCCAUAUACACUAUCCUAUUUAUCAGGAGAGUCAUUUGCCUUCCCUCAAGUAAUUGUAGCUCAACAGGUUAUUACUGUAAUACUCUGUAUAGUAAAUAAGAUCUUAACAAGUUUGACAAAUACGGAUGCAUCUUCUCAGCUCAUUACAUCUCUUAGAAGAAGUGUUAUUCAAUGGAUCCUAUUUUCUUAUGAUGAUCAAUUAUCUAUACAGAUAUCUCAGUUUAACGAUGGGGGAAAUACAAUGUUAUCCAAAGAUUUUGUGAGUAAUUUUGAUAUAUCUUCUUCCGAGGCAGAUAUUGUAGCACAAUUUAUAUAUAAUAGAGUUAUAUUACUAAGCCAAUCUAAGGCUCCCCAGAUGAACAUUAUCAAGUCUUGGUUUGUAUAUAUGUUUAACACUACUCCCAAUACCCUUCCAAUUUCAGCCUCCAUUAAUGCAACUCAAAUACUAUCUAGCUUUUGUUACUUGCUAGAAUUUGAGUACUCAAAUCAACCAGAAAAGAUUCAAAUACUUCAGUAUUUAUUGAAACCUCCUUCUUCAUUACACUCAAAACAGGAAGACUUUUUACUAUGCUUAUCUAAUACUAAACUUGUAUCUCUUAUUAUUAAUAUUUUAUAUAGAGAACUGGACUUUGUACUUGUAGCUCCUAUACAUUAUUUUAUUAAUGAAGAUAAAUUUGGGUAUAGUUCUAUUACAUUUGCCAAUGUUAAGGCUAUAAUGGAACUACUGAAUGUUCUCAUGAUUACUCAGCCCUCAGUUCUUCUGUUUUCUUCUGGUCACUUUGAUCCAUCAAGUUUGAAAAAAGAAAGCUUUCAAGUUAAAUUAACUUAUUUGGAUGAUCAAAACUUAAGAAAUAAAUCAGCUGAACUUAAACCAGCACAGGGAUAUAAUUCAAACAAUGCUUAUAGUCGUAUAGAACUUAUAUGUGACACUAUUAAACAUGUUUUCUUGAAAAUUGAAUCAUCUCUAAGUGACAUGGAUUCCAAAAUAAAGAUGGAUGCUUCAAAAUUUUCUAUAUCUGAGGUUCCUGAACUUAUGCAGCUUUUCCCAGAUAUGAUAACACUCUUAUUUUAUUUUCAGGAAGAUUCCAGGGCUCAAAAGCUCUUAUAUAAGCAUCUGAACAAAUCAGAAAAUUCCAAAUCUUUUUGGGAGAUACUUUUCAAUAUUACUAAAAAAGUUGUAACUAUUUGGACCAAAUUAUCUAGAAAUUCCAGUAUGAUAAGCUCCUAUCCACUAGCAACUCUUUGGAUGUCGUGUAUUACAUCUGUUUACAGCUUAAUUUCACGCUUUAUAGAUAUAGAUACAAAUUUAGCACUAAGAAACUCUGCUAAAUUACCAGAAUUUAUAUCAAAUAAAAUCAUUUGGGAAUUUGUUCAGUAUAUGGCUACUAACCCUUGCAUUAUUACAUUAUUAUCUGGGAAUUUUUGUGGAGAGAAUAUAAAGGAAUUGUACAAUCAAUCUAUUCGACAUUUAAAAAGUAUAAAGUCUAAAUUAAAUUUACCAAUACAUCUUUGUAUUCCCAUUACAAUUAAACAAGAUCAAAUCUUAAGACGCGUUACAACCCCUUUUUCAUUAGAAGAAUUUUUGUAUGAAUACUAUUUUGAAAGAUACUGGAGACUAUCACAUAAAAUAAUGUCAAGUGAUAACUACUAUAGAUGGACAGAAUUUGGUUUAACGAAUGCAUCUGAUCAUUACUAUAGCGAUGCUAUAGAAUUAGAUCCUAAAUUACAUGAGAAGAAUCGAAACAAUAACAAUAAUAUUUCUAUAUUUACAAAUGAAAUAUCUCAGCUGGCUUCUUUAGAGAUUGUAUGGGAAUCUGGACAAUUGCUAGCUCCGAAACAACAUUCUUUAAUUAAAAGUAGCGGAGAUCUAGAUUCUAAAAUUGAAUCCAAUAUCAGUACUGGAGAUAAUCAGUUAUUUAUAAAUAAAUUAGCAUCUAAUCAACUUUUGAAUAACUCAGGCCAAUCCUCGAAUUUAGAAUCUAAUACUGAUGAGGAUAUAACCUCUACUUGGUUUUCCUUACCUAUUCAUUUAGAACGAAAUGCAUCAUUUCUAUAUAAAACUAAAAGAUGGGGUAAUGACUUUGAAGUAGAUUUAAAGUCUCUGGCAGUUCUAUUAUCUUGUUCAACAGUUGCAUGUUUAUCUUUGUCACAUUCUCAAUUAGCAAUACAAGAAAUUUUAGGAACUUGUAUGCAAAUUCUUAACUCAACUUUGACUGAUAAUAAUAGAAGAAGUUUUGUUGAAUCUAUUAUGUACUGCCUAGUAAGCUAUAACAGAUUUAUAUUCUAUUUAAAGUCAAAUUUACCUCAUAUUUUGGUUAAUUCCUACAAACUUAUUAAUAAACCUUUGUUAAAUACUAUGACUACAUUAUUCAGACCUCUUAAAAUUCCCUUAACAAAAUAUUUCUUAGUGAUAUUUGACAAAGAUGUUGAGGACACUUCAGAAAUCUUCCCUAGUUUAUUCUUAACUUGUAUAUAUUCAAUUUUUGCAGAUAUAAUUACAUUUGAUAUAAUUUCAAGUGCUAGAAGUAUUUUAGGUAAUUUGGAUAUUUUAGAAAUGCAGAAAUGGCUUGAUAGAAAUUUGAAAAAGAUAGACUUUGAAUCAGAUGUGCAAAAAGAGAAUACUUCAGAUAAACGAUAUAAUAUUGUUACAAUUGCUCCAAAUAGCUCUUCUGUUUGUCUAUCAUAUACAUGGCAAUCACGUGGUGAUAGUAUUCCCUAUAAUAUUGACGAUAACCUUAAAUUAACUGCAAAUACUGGAAAUAUAUUAAUACAUUCAGUAUGUAAAGAAGUGUCAGAAGAAUCAGAAUCAGAACUAUAUAAGCAUCUACCACUUGUUUUAGAACAAGCAUGUUUAUUUUUAAUAAAUGUGAUGUCUCACUACAGAAUGGAAAAGGUGGAUUCUAAUAACUGCUAUUUACAGCCUUGUACUGGAAGAAAUUCAAUUGUUUCAGUUUGGUCAAUUUUACCUAUAUUAUCUACUUGUAAAGAUAAAUCAACUGGUUGCAUUAUUUCAGAUUUUGUUUCUAGUGACCUGAUUUCAUGUACUAUACUUGUUCAGAUUCUACUAAGAUUAAUACCACAAUUUGUGAAGAAUGACGACUUUGAUAUAUUAUCUUCAUAUUCGACAAAUUCUAAAUUAUUAGAACUCACAUCUAUCUCACUACAGUUUAUACUCAAAAAUAGUAGAUUCUUAUCUCAAAAUAUCAGACAAGAAAUUUCAAAUCUAAGAAAUUAUACAUCAACAACAAUUUUACCAUACUCUUUAAGCUUAUUUCUAGCUCUUCCAAUAAUAUGUCUUACUAUCCCAACAUUUAUAGUUGAGAAUAUGUAUAUUAACAAAUUGGAGAAAGUUGAACAGCAGUUUUUAGAGUCUGAAUUUACAGGAGGUUCAAACUUAAAACAAACUCCCUUUUUAACUAAAAUGAAAGCAAUACUUGAGUCAGACAGUACUCUUGAUAAAUUUACUAGUAAAUUUGUACAGUUAGUUUUACCUUUACUUGUAACCUCUGCCCAGUCUUAUGAAUCUAUAGGAUUAACUAGAAAUCUCAAAUGGAAGAACCGAAAUGAAGAGAUCAAUGAAAUUCCCAAUUCUUUACCUAUAUAUCUGCAACUUUCACCAAGUAAUAUUCCAUGUUUUUUCUGGGAUGAAAUGGCUCAUUAUAGUAUGUUAAACUCAAUUUUAUCGUGUUUAAUGAGUCUAGCCUCUUCCAAAAAGGGAUCUAUCGCAAUUCUAGAAAGUGAUAUCAUUAAUCAACUUGCUCUUAAGACUAUUAUUAGCAAGGUAUGGCAAAGCUCAGGAUCAUCUCUUGAAUCUACAAUCUCAAUAGAUCAGACAGGAUCAACUCCAACUGGGAUUCUAUGGACUCCAGCUUAUUCUACAAUAAAGAUAAAUGGUAAUACUUUUAGGGCUCCUUUGCAUAUAAUUUGGUGCAGAUUUCUCUUCCUUAUUACUACUGUUGUGAAGUCUAUUCAUUGUGAGCAACUAGAUUCAAAAAGUACUGAUACAGAUGAUGAUUUAAAAAAUAGUUUCAAAUAUCAUGAAUACUCAAAGUCUAAUUUAUCAAAUUCUAGCUCUAUCAAAAAUUUACAUAUAUCUCCGUAUUCACAAAGUUCAUACUCUGAAUCUUUCCAUAAACAGAUAAAAAAUGAAAAUUUCGAUGAAGAAUUAGAAUAUAAGUCUCUUUCUCAACGUAUACUAGUUAAAUUUAUGGGACUAGUAGAUUCUAGGAUCCGAUUUGUUAUAGAAGGGACUCGUGUAAUAGGACAAUUGGCUUUACUAGAAGAAUUUUCUAUAAUAUUAGAUCUUCUAAAAAUUGCAUCAUUUCAAGCAAGUGCAUCAUUUAUGAAAUAUAUAUCUGAAAUCUUACAGAAAUCACUUAGGAUGAUUAGAAAUAUUUCAGCUGUAUCUCUAGGGAAAGGAAUUGCAGAAUCUUUUGACAUAUUCAAGCCAAUUUCAACUUAUGAGAAAAUUGCUGCUGGUUUAGCUUAUGAUUCUUUGAUGCUAUACCCCUUAGAUCGGUUACCAGCCUUAGUACCCUCUAUUUAUCACCAGAGAUACUGUAUGAUAUUACUUACAUGUAUUAUGAACAUAUUGGACAUCUUUUUAAUGGAUUGUGAAUCUGUGACGAAUAUAUUACUAACUUCAAGGGAAUUUCUUGCACAACUAUUUCAUGAUACUAUGGAUCUAGGAAGACCAUUAUUACAACUAUUAGAAGAUCUACCAAACCACUCAAAUUCAGUUUUACAAAUUGUUAGACCUUAUAAUGGUGUGUCACUUCUUCCAUUAGCUUUAAAUUUACAAGUUUUACGCCCUUUUCAAUCUAAUUCAAACGACCUCCUACCGGAUGGAAUUGGAAAUAAAGUUAGAAUGGACAAGGAUUUUAUAGAAUAUGGAGGUAUAUCAAGAUUAUUUCAUAAUGAUGAAUCUUGUAGCCUCCCAGAACUUAUUACAGUUUCAUCAUUUAUUCAAUUUGUAAAUUCUAUUGUAGAUGCAAUAGCACUUUGUGGUAUAAAAUGCUUAUAUAUUUUGGAGAAUUCUGAAUCAACUGAUCAACAUAAUGAUGCAAUUAGAAGAUUACUUGAAUUCUUAUAUCUUUCUCAAGGUAUGAGCACUUCAUCUUCUUUAUUAAAUGCUACUAGAAAACUUAUUGAGCGUAUAUAUCUAAAUCUUAAAGCUAAACUUGGAGAUCAAAUUAAUGUUGAAAUUGUCGGCUUAGCAGGGGUUAGGAAAGAUCCUGUUCAUGCUGCCUUAUUUGAAAGAUUGUGUAAUCCUUCAGGAUUAGGUACUACAAACAAUUAA
Messenger RNA from Cryptosporidium muris RN66, 9468 nucleotides. RefSeq lists its product as uncharacterized. The record is from RefSeq and is a predicted model, not a curated record. The transcript has a single exon. The coding region runs from base 1 to 9468 and encodes 3155 amino acids. NCBI's taxonomy places the organism in Eukaryota, Apicomplexa, Conoidasida, Eucoccidiorida, Cryptosporidiidae.